AUGGCACCGUCAGAAGAGUCUAUUCUGAGUAACUUUUUGCUAUCACCAGCACCACUACCAACAGUUCUACCACUGCAAAAGUUUACAGAGCUUUUCCCUAAAAGGCUGCGAAAUCAUCCACAUAUCCGGACAUUGUAUCGUGAGCUUCAGCAGGUCCGCGAGCAAGACAUGGACCGUGUGAGUGAAAAUAUCCAUCUGGAAAUCCAAAAUGGAGAACGUCAGAAAGCAGAGCUUCGCAAGGCUAGCCUUGCUACGGGUGUCGAAGCAGCCAGUGAAGAGCAGCGUGAAAUGGAAUUGGAUCUCCACUUAUUUGAUCCAAAUCCCACAGAGUCCGAUGAAUAUCACUCAGUUGAUAGUCUCUUGGCAGAGAUGGAGAUGGCUUGUGCCAAUAUUGAGCGUGAUAUUGCUGGUGUUGAUGAACAGGCUGCAAGUCUUUUAACACAGCUUCACACUACAGUGGGGAAUAUGAGUGACAUUCGCUACGGCAAGAUGAAGGGACCUGGUAAUAUUGCAGAGGAAGCUAUUAAGGGCCUACAAAACCUUGAAGAUACGUGUUACAAGAAAACCAUGGGAGGAUGA
Penicillium taxi is the source of this 579-nucleotide messenger RNA. RefSeq names its product Cnl2/NKP2 family protein. Gene Ontology annotation, cellular component: kinetochore; Mis6-Sim4 complex. NCBI's taxonomy places the organism in Eukaryota, Fungi, Ascomycota, Eurotiomycetes, Eurotiales, Aspergillaceae. The record is from RefSeq and is a predicted model, not a curated record. The coding region runs from base 1 to 579 and encodes 192 amino acids. The transcript has a single exon. Gene Ontology annotation, biological process: chromosome segregation.